Dromiciops gliroides (monito del monte) is the source of this 4066-nucleotide messenger RNA. RefSeq names its product ssemaphorin 4F (gene SEMA4F). The coding region runs from base 243 to 2642 and encodes 799 amino acids. NCBI's taxonomy places the organism in Eukaryota, Metazoa, Chordata, Mammalia, Microbiotheria, Microbiotheriidae. Gene Ontology annotation, molecular function: semaphorin receptor binding; chemorepellent activity. The record is from RefSeq and is a predicted model, not a curated record. The transcript is spliced from 14 exons. Gene Ontology annotation, biological process: negative regulation of axon extension involved in axon guidance; semaphorin-plexin signaling pathway; negative chemotaxis.
GUUCAGGAUCCAGCUUCUCCUCCUACGGGGUAUCUCCCCCAAGCGCCGCCUGUGGGCCGAGCUCCUUCUGGCGACCACAGCCACGGCCACGAUCAGGGGCGCGGGCGGGGCCGAGGACGGCCGAACCGGGCCCAGUCGGACCUGACUCAGGGCGGAGCCGGAGGUUCAGGCCGAGAGGCGGCGCUACCGGGCCCGCUGCUGCCGCCGCGGGAGAACCCACCUCUGGCGGACUGCCGAUCAGGAUGCGGGUGUCCCCCGCCCGGCCCCGCCCGGGCCGCGAGCAGCCUCCUGCUCCUGCCUCUGUCCCUGCUCCCGCCUCCGACUGGGCCGCGCCCUGCCCUGCGCUGCGGGUCCAGGUGUUAGUCCUGCUGAUGAGCUGCGCCUCAGCUAGAGCCUGGAGUGGAUCCCGGCUCGGACGCGUGCCGUACUCCGUGCCCAGGAUCUCGCUGACAGCCUCGGAGGCGGACCCUUUCCUCACCCGGUUCUCUGCCCCUCCGACCCAAAAUUACUCUAUCCUUCUUGUGGAUCCUGUUUCCAACACCCUUUAUGUCGGUGCCCGGGAUGCCAUUUUUGCUCUUCCCCUGCCUCUCACAGAGGGGAGAGCCCAAAAGAUUGACUGGCCAGUGCCUGAGGCCCACAGACAGAGUUGCCGAAAGAAGGGCAAGAAGGAGGCCGACUGUCAUAACUACAUUCGAAUCCUUGUCAUGGCCAAUGCCUCUCACCUUCUCACGUGCGGUACCUUUGCCUUCGAUCCACAGUGUGGGAUCAUUGAUGUAUCCAGUUUCCAUCAGGUUGAAAGGCUAGAAAGUGGCCGAGGGAAAUGCCCUUUUGAGCCAACCCAGCGGUCGGCUGCUGUAAUGACUGGGGGUGUCCUAUAUGCUGCCAGCAUGAAUAAUUUUCUGGGGACAGAGCCAAUUAUCUCUCGGGCCAUAGGCCCAGCUGAGGAGCGGAUCCGGACAGAGAUCACACCAGCCUGGCUAAAUGCUCCAAAGUUUGUGGCAGCAGUGUCUCUGAGUCCAACGGACUGGGGAGAGGAGGAUGGAGAUACUGAAAUUUAUUUCUUCUUCACGGAGACGGCUCGAGACUCUGACAUUUACCAGCCAAUAAAGGUCCCACGUGUGGCUCGUGUCUGUGCGGGAGACCUUGGGGGUCUGAAGACCCUCCAACGGAGGUGGACAACAUUUCUGAAAGCUGAGUUGCUAUGUCCAGGACCCACACAUGGCCGAACUUCUAGCAUCCUGCAGGAUGUGACCACUCUACGACUGAAGCCUGGCACAGGGGUCCCCCUCUUCUAUGGGGUCUUCUCCUCCCAGUGGGAUGGCGUUUCCAUUUCUGCUGUCUGUGCUUUCCAUCCCCGUGACAUCCGGGCAUCCAUGAGUGGCCCUUUCAGGGAGUUCAAGCAUGAUUGCAAUAGGGGAAUGCCUGUGAUGGACAGUGAUGUCCCCCAGCCCAGGCCUGGAAUGUGCAUUACCAAUGAAAUGAAGCUGCUGCGUUUCGGCUCAUCGCUUUCCCUGCCUGACCGAGUUCUCACCUUUGUACGGGACCACCCUCUUAUGGACCAGCCCGUUUCCCCUGCUGAUGGCCAUCCCUUGCUGGUUACCUCCAACACGGUCUAUCACCGGGUUGCAGCCCACAGAGUGACAAGCUUGUUGGGAGAAGAGUAUGAUGUACUCUACCUGGGGACAGGGGAUGGACACCUGCACCGAGCAGUACGGAUUGGCUCACAGCUCAGCAUCCUUGAGGACCUGACCUUAUUCCUGGAGCCUCAACCAGUUGAAACUCUCCAGCUGCAUGAUGGUUGGCUCCUGAUUGGCUCUGGCUCUGAGGUGACACAGGUAAACAUCACAGACUGUGGCCGUCUGCCGAACUGCAGAGAGUGCAUCCUAGCCCGAGACCCAGCCUGUGCUUGGAGCUCCCGGCUUAAGGCUUGUGUUACCCAUACUGGGGCAGGCGAGGGGCUGCUUCAAGACAUUGAGUUGGGGAAUGCAUCCUCUCUUUGCCCCAAGGAGCCUGGAGCACUUCCUCUCAUUCUCGAAGUUCCUGUGGUCCCAGCUGCCCAUGUGGUCUUGCCAUGCUCCCCACGAUCAGCUUGGGCAACCUGUGUGUGGCACCGGCCAGGGGGUCUCAUAGAGGAUGCUGUGAUUCCUCGGCUGGAUGGGCUGGAGGUGUUGGUGACACAGGGCGCCCUGGGAACCUAUGCCUGUGAAUGCCAGGAGGGGGGCACUACUCAAGUAGUGGCUACUUACCACUUGUUUUGGGGGGAGCCCCAGGGCCGUGGCCGAAUCGUGGGCUCUGGGCUGGCCGGCUUUAUCCUGGGGGCAGUGGCUUCUACUCUGAUCUUGCUCCUGCUUGGCCGACAGCGUCAGCGACAUCGCCAGCAAGAGCUCUUGGCGAGAAACAAGGUGGGGUUGGACUUGGGAGCCCCUCAGUCCGGCACCACAAGCUGCAGCCAUGACCCCCCUUCCCCAUCACCUUCCCCAGAAGAUGAGCGGCUCCCAUUGGCCUUGGCUGUGGCCAAAAGGGGCAGUAGCCUCAACGGCUUUCCUCCAUCCUUCUUACGGGACUCCCACACAGGCCCAAACCAAGCUCACAUUUUGCUGACCACAGCGCCACUGGCCACAUGUGAUGAGACAUCCAUCUAGAGAUGUGCUAACUGAGUGACUACUUGGAUCAAGAGACUGUUGGGGCCUGGCUUGGGUGACUGCUGGGCUAUGUCAUUAGGUUACUUGGGACCCAAGUAACCACCAGGCCCGAGUGACCACUGGGGACUGAAUAAUCCCUAGUCACAGCUGCCAGCUGGGGUCAGUUCAGCAUGAAAUAGUGAAAGGAGCACUGAAUGUCACUGGAAGACUUGGGUUUGAGUAUCUACUCAGCUACGCCUUCCCUGGAUGAUCUAGGGCAAGUCAUUUCCCCCUUCUAGGCUUUCCUCCUUUAUGAUGGUGGUGGAGGGCAGGCCAGCUGGCUUUUAAUGUGUCUUCCAGCUCUGAUAUUCAGUGAGUCUGAUCCUAUGAUCCCCAGGGACCACUGAUAUUGAGAAGUCUGCAGGUGUCUCGAGCGCAUCUGACAGCAUCCAUCAAGGGAGGGUAUGAAUGUAUUCACUCUGUCCCUCGACCUGAUCCCUGAUCCUGGAAUCUGUAGGUUUUUGUCUUUCCUAGGAAGGGGAUGGUGGACAUAGGAGCUUUCUGUGACCUCAGUGGCCCAGGCUUUGCGUAAGUGCCAGAUCAGGGCCCUGAGGUCGGGCACCAGGAAGAAGGAGCUGUCCCUGAGAGGUGUGAGUAAAAUACUGAGGGAGGGAGAUGCUUAUUUCUAGGCAGGGUGCUAUCUGCCUCCCUGGUGGAGGGUAUCCCUAUGUGCUAAGACAUGGGGGCUCUGAGAGUCUGGUCCCUGGUAUGCUUCCUAGACCAUACAUAUGUGUUUGAGAAUGCAUGGAAGAGCCUGGCUAUGUGUGUCUGCCUGGCAUAUGUGGAUGUAUGUGUUCGUGUGCUUAAGGAGAUGUCUGCAUAACUCCGGGCUCUGCCCCCCUGCCUCUACUAUGUUACCUCUGGGCUGAUUUCCCCAGCCCACUGUGCUUGGGAAGCUAGUGGCUGGCAGCUGUUCUGGGGGUGGGGUGGGCAACCUUUGUGUCCGCUUAGUUUCAUGUUUUUUUUUUAAACCUCCUGUGUGUAUGACUGUGGUGACCUGCUGACCCCUGGUGGGGAAGGGAAUGGGGUAGGGAUGUGGGCGAAUAUGAAUGAAGGGGGAACUGGGAGUGAGGGUGGGAUUAUGGGAACAUGGAGACACACAAGGAAAGCAGAGGACUGGAGACAGGAAAGUGCUAGAAAUCUGAGGAUGAGAUUUGGAGGCAGAGGGUUUGGAGCUUGAUUUGAAUCUCACCUCUGGGGGAGUCAAGCCUCCUUUGUGCUUCAAUUGCUUCAUCUGUAAAAUAUGGGGGUAUUGGAUUCAUUGACCUCUAAGGUAAUUUCCAGCUCUGUGAUAUGGAGGAAGGGGAUAAGGGGAAUGAACUGGCAAUCUAGGGAUGAGAGAAGGAGAGGAAGAAGGAGGGAUGGGGACGGGGGGGGGGGAAUAG